This is a messenger RNA of Limulus polyphemus (Atlantic horseshoe crab), 2822 nucleotides long. Its product is annotated as histone acetyltransferase KAT6B-like. The annotation marks the transcript as partial. NCBI's taxonomy places the organism in Eukaryota, Metazoa, Arthropoda, Merostomata, Xiphosura, Limulidae. The transcript is spliced from 6 exons. Gene Ontology annotation, cellular component: nucleus. Gene Ontology annotation, biological process: regulation of DNA-templated transcription. The record is from RefSeq and is a predicted model, not a curated record. Gene Ontology annotation, molecular function: zinc ion binding.
UUAGGGACGUCACAAUGUUAGAGUUUCGUAGAAGUGUCACGACUCAAACUCCAGCAGAAAUGGAGGGUGGAAAGCUUACCGAGUAGCGUAGCUCCCUCUGUGAGAUGAAUAAGACGGAAGACUCAAAAAGACUUACACGUACCAAAGGACCACAAGAAACGACUCUCGAUACAAUAAGUUGCCCCACACGUGGUUGUGACGGUUCGGGCCAUGUAACAGGAAAAUUCUCCAAGCACAGAACACUUGCCGGAUGUCCCGUAGCAGCACGUAAAAGGAAACAUCCCACAACAGAGAGAGACAAUUUAGAUGUGUUGAUGAAGACACGCAGACAGCAAGAUUCCAAAGACACAUCCAACCCUGUGGAGCACAGAGGAAAGAGUGGGUCAAAAAGAGAACCGACAGCUGAAAAAAAUGAAAGAGAAACCAAGCCAAUUCGCGACCGAAAAGAGUGUCAACGUAAAGAAGAACGAACUAAACGCGUAUCAAAUCUGGAAAAAAUCAGACACAGUUCCUGUGAGUCAAAGCGUACACAGAUAAAAGGCAGCGUGAAACAAGAUAUAGCUCAUAAGAAGAUGUGGGUAGGAAAUAAAAACGACAAUAAAUCAAUACAGAAAAGUCUAAAAAAAUCCACUCAGUCUGAUCGAAAGGCAGAGCUUGAAAAAUCUUGUUUGUCUAAAGAAGAUUCAACAAAACGAACGAUGGUAAAGCAAAAUACAACCAAAGAUAAACAUUUAUCGAAAUAUAAAGUACAGGAAACACAACUGCGUUUCUCCAAUAUUUCUUGCAACCAAACAGAAGGAAAAGAUGGUAACAUAGAAGGUGGAGAUAAAGAUGAAGGCACAGUUGGGGAAUCAGAUAAGUCUUUAAGAUUUGAUGAAGGAAAGAACUUGUCGGAGAAUCCAGGUUUUCUUCACACUACUGAAAACACGAGAGACCAACAAGAUGUUGAUGUGGACACCAAGAGAAUCCUAGAAGCUGAAGCUGCCUUAAGAAGCCUUUCUGGAAACAUGGAAGAGCCUGAAAAAACGGGUAGUAUAGGAGAAACUGAUGAAAACCUUAUGUUUGAGAACUUAUUUGAGAAAAAAGAGGAGGAAUUUAAGGAUUCGAAAUGUGUCACCAAAUCAAGUUCCUGGAAAGACGUAGUGACUUUGAGUGGUUCAUCUUGUAGCAGCGGUGACAGAUCUCCAAUUCAGUCAUCCGUGGUUUCAUUUCCCGAUUGUGGGAGCAAACAGGAUGCUGGCUUUUCUGGUUCUGAUGAACAGAAAGAUAAUGUAGUUUCCAAUCUGAAACCGAAUUCACCUAAUGAAGACACUGACAUAGACUUGAAGGAUAAACACGUGAGUGACGGUAAGGAACCUGAAAAAGACGAAAGCUGUGCUGAGAUCGAAAAAGAGGAUAUCUACGAUGUAGAAAAUUUAUUGAAGAUUGAAGAGAAAUGCGCUACAAUACAGUCAGUUGUACCUUCUUGCUCUAUGAAAAUAGAUACAAUGACGGAUUGUUCAGUGGAGGAAAAUGACAGCGAGAAUGACGAAGAAUUUGACGAAUGCGUGAAGAAUGAAAGACAGGAAAACACAUCCCCAAAACCUGCUAUAAGAAGUAACCCUUACAGUGAACCUGAAAAUGUUGAAAAGAACUUGCCGUUUUUAUCACCAUCUAAAACUUAUACAGAGAGUGAACAAACAUUCUGUUAUGCAACAUCACAACUUUCCAAUAGCAGUUUACCCUCUCCCGAAAGACGUUCGUCACAAACAGAGGAGCUAACCCCAGGACAUCAACCUUCACAGUCCUAUUCCAUGGAGAAUAACUCAACAAUUAGGGAUGGUGACUCAAACUCCAGAUCCUCUGUUGUAGGAAGCAUAUCAGGACAUCAACCUUCACUGUCCUAUUCCAUGGAGAAUAACUCAACAAUUAGGGAAGGUGAUUCAAACUCCAGAUCCUCUGUUGUAGGAAGCAUAUCAGGACAUCAACCUUCACUGUCCUAUUCCAUGGAAAAUAACUCAACAAUUAGGGAAGGUGACUCAAGCUCCAGAUCCUCUGCUGUAGGAAGCAUAUCAGGACAUCAACCUUCACUGUCCUAUUCCAUGGAGAAUAACUCAACAAUUAGGGAAGGUGACUCAAGCUCCAGAUCCUCUGCAGUAGAAAACACAUCCGCAACCCCUACAAAUAGUCACUACUCCAAUGACAUUUCAAAAUAUUUAACUUCAUGUGUUUCCCAAUCUGGAAGUCUAACGAGUCCUGCAAAUUUAUCUCUCACCUGCAGGUCCUCUCCGAAACAGGUUCAGGAACCAAUAUUGUCCUUUUCUACUAUUCAACAUGAAUCCAAAAGUCAAACUGUCUUAAAGUUGACUCCUUUUGUAAAUACAAGUAACACACUAGCCUACCACUCUAGUCUCGGCUGUGGCGCUGAAAACUUAACAAACACUUACAUUACGACGCCAUCUUUAACCUUAAGCUCUGUACCACACGUCGACCCCAACACGUCAACUCCAAAUGCAGCAAUUGGCUGCCCACCAUCUACUGAACCACCUCAGGCUCGAAGUUAUUCAUAUCCAGAAAAGAAGAUACACACAACAUGUGAGAAAUCAAACAUGGCGGAGGACUAUUUACUUCCUCUACCAGACGACGACAAUCCUCUCGUCAUCGACGAAGAUGAAAUUGAAACCACUGACGACCUUGAACCUCCUCUUACCCCUGGUCCAUCCACAUCCUUUCCUUCAGCCACAAACAUGGAAAAAGAAAUGGCUGAUGGGUGUAAAGGUAAGCUAAGUAUGAACUUUACAGACGUGUACAAUUAUGAUGUAUUUACUUCCAACUUGGUCAUG